AUGGCUAAUGAGCCUCCCCUGAUUCACUUGUGGAACCACCCCCACUCCAUUAUUUCAACGAUAGCAUUUCCGCACAGAAAGCUGCUCUUUGCGGGGACACAAGAUUCAAAGAUCUUGUGUUUUGAUCUUUGCACGUACAAUUUGGUCAAGACGAUACAUCUUGGAGAGGAUACCGAUAAUUUCACGAAGACUAGUGUGUUAGGCCUCAGCAAGUCCCAAGACGAAAAGCUAUUGUUUAGUGCGGGCACAGACUCGCUGGUAAGAGUGUGGUCUAUAGGAACAGUGCCCCAAGAUGAUAGCAUUGAGGCGAAGGAGCUGGUUACUAUUUACUCCCUCAUGGAUAUCGGGGACAUCUUUUCCUUGGCGUAUCUUGACGCGGAACAAACGCUAGUGUUCGGCUGUCAGAAUGCGUCUAUGCUAUAUGUUGACAAUUUCAUGGCUCGUAAGAUUCCCACUCGCUCGGCCAUAGACUUUGAUAAACUUCCGCACAGACGGUAUAACAAAUUUUUUGACUCAACUGGACCAGGCGGAGGAGGUGGAGGAGGUGGAGGAGGUGGAGGCGGCACAGGCGGCGCAGGUGGCGGCGUGAGUAAUCUUCCGUCUGUCCGAAGUGCUAGCUUUAUUUCACCCGAGGGUAACAACUUGAUACUACAGGUGCCGUCGGAAAAUAUCAUCACUUAUGCACACAAUGGCUUCAUAUACUCCAUUUGCCGGAUAAAUGGCCGCGGGACGUGGCUUUCUACGCAUUUCGAGCAAUACGCUACUGAUCCAAACGUUUCAUUUUUUGUUUCAAGUGCCGGCGACGGCAUCUCGAAGAUAUGGGCACUCUUGCCAUUGAAUUCACAAGAAAGAAGAGUUGGCCACAAGGUACAGCUAUUGACGGAGUUUGACAAUGAAGAGAGUGUGUUCUGCCAAUUCGUCGAAUACCCAUUUUUGUAUUGUGGUCUUAGCGGUGGAAUCAUUAAGAUCUGGGAUCUCAAUAUCAACCAACUUGUGACGUCGCUUAAAACACCAUAUGCGGAGGACAUUAUGUCCAUCACCGUGUACAAGGACAAUGUUUUUGCCACGCACAAGCAGGGCAUUACGCGGUUCCACCAAGGGAACGUGAACUUCUGGAAUGCUCACCAGGGACUCGUCUUGAGUAGCGAAAUAUUGCGCAAGAGCUGUACCAGUAAUCGUAUAGAUCGGAUGGUUACUGGCGGAAAUGAUGGGUCAUUAGCGUUGUGGAAUAUUAACGAAUGGCUGAACGGUACAGCGUCCCCGGGUGGAUCAGCCCCGACCGAAGAACACUCGCUUCCCUCUGGCGAGCGCCGAAAUUCUUGGACCGAGUAUCAACAAAUCCAGUUAGAUAACGAUCACAUGAUUGCAACACUGCGGGAAUUCAUUAGUUACCAGACUGUUUCCCAACUCCCAGAGCCCCAAAAUAUCAUCGAUUCGCGUAGGUGUGCGAACUUCCUGCAAAAUCUCUUCACUAAGCUCGGUGCUAACCAUUGUGGGCUUAUACCUGUCAGUACAGGCAGCAACCCGGUGGUUCUCGCGCAGUUCAAGGGCAAUGCAGCCGCGCCCAAACGCAUACUAUGGUAUGGCCACUACGAUGUGAUAUCCGCGGACCACCCGUCGCAGUGGGACAACGACCCCUUCACGCUCACUUGCGAAAAUGGGUAUCUUAAGGGAAGAGGCGUGUCUGAUAACAAAGGCCCGCUGCUUGCCGCCAUCUUCAGUGUAGCCGAGCUUUUCCAGAAAGGAUACCUGAACAACGACAUCAUCUUUCUAGUCGAGGGCGAGGAAGAAAAUGGCUCUCGCGGCUUCAGGGAAAUUUUGCUUGCCUCCGAAGGGCUUCUCAAUCAGCGGUGGGACUGGAUCCUGUUCAGCAAUUCCUACUGGCUGGAUCAGAAGGUGCCCUGCCUCAACUAUGGCCUCCGAGGCGUCAUAAACGCCGAAAUCACCAUAUCAUCCGACGAGCCCGACCGCCACUCCGGUGUCGAUGGCGGUGUCUAUCGCGAGCCUUCGGCCGACCUCAUCUGCAUCACCUCGAAGUUACAGGCCGAUGAUGGCACUAUCAGGAUCCCCCACUUCCACGACGCCGUCCAGCCCGUCACCGAGCAGGAGCGCCAGGACUUCCGCGAUAUCAUCAGCCGCGCCGAGAUCGACAACCGCACCACCGUCGAGCACCUCGUAGCAAAAUGGACCCAGCCCAGCAUCUCCUUCACAAAGUUCAACACCAGUGGCCCCGGUAACGCCACCGUCAUCUCCCAGCGUGCGAGCCUUGUCGUCUCCAUCCGUCUCGUUCCGCCCCAGGACGUCCGCACGAUCAAACAGCUUCUGAUCGACUACAUCACACAGAGCUUUGCCGCUCUCCGCUCGCGAAACCACCUGCACAUCUCCAUUCUCAACGAGGCCGAGCCAUGGCUGGGCGACCCCCACAACACCUGCUACGAAAUACUGCGCGAGGAGCUGCACGACACCUGGGGAAUUGACCCACUGUUCAUCCGCGAGGGUGGCUCCAUUCCCUGCAUCCGGUUCCUCGAGCGCCAGCUGAAUGCUCCCGCCGUCCAGAUCCCGUGCGGACAGUCAACGGACAAUGCUCACUUGGAUAACGAAAAUCUACGCAUCAAGAACUGGUAUAACAUGCGCGCCAUCUUAACCAAGGUAUUUAACAGACUAUAG
Messenger RNA from Eremothecium gossypii ATCC 10895, 2667 nucleotides. It is a transcript of the gene DUG2, whose product is annotated as glutamine amidotransferase subunit DUG2. NCBI's taxonomy places the organism in Eukaryota, Fungi, Ascomycota, Saccharomycetes, Saccharomycetales, Saccharomycetaceae. The transcript has a single exon. Gene Ontology annotation, molecular function: peptidase activity; protein binding. Gene Ontology annotation, biological process: glutathione catabolic process; proteolysis. Bases 1 to 2667 code for a protein of 888 amino acids. The record is from RefSeq and is marked provisional.